ACUUUAAAAUAGAAACGAAGGCAGUUCGCUGUUGAACUUCAAGUGUGCUGGGUUAGUGGUUCGUUAGUUUUUAAAAUAGACGCAACGUUAAGGACACAUGCGCGCAUAAAACUGUGCGAAUUUAAAAGUGCUCAUUGUUACGAAAGUACUUAAGGUUUAAUUGCUCCCGAGUGCCCUAAUCAUGGAUAAAGCUCUUAUUUUUGUACUGUGCUUUUACGUCUGCUCGGCUCAGAUAAAAAUCAAACGCCUCGACGUCCCAUCUGCCAUCCUCUACGGAAGCCAGAACGACGUCAUCCUGGACUGCGACUUCGACUCCGGUGGCGACACGGUGGACGAAAUCAAAUGGUUCCUGGACGAAACCAUCCAGAUUUACCAGUGGUUGCCCGAGACCAAAACCAAAGCUCAAGCCAUCGGGAAGCUCAAAAACCACAUUGACGUUAACUAUAAAGCGACCAAUGACGAGAGUACGAUGUACAGGGCGCUGCACAUCACGGACUUGUCGCCGGAGUUUUCCGGGAAUUACACGUGUAAGGUCAGCGGGCCGACGAGCGAAGAUGUGGAAACGAAGAGGAUGAUAAUUUACGUGGCCCCCGAAGACGAAACCCCCGAAGACGGUUUUGACGAAAUCCUCGACCUCAAUGACAACGAAGACGCUUCAGAAAUAACAUGCACAGCCGGAGGUUUCUAUCCUAAACCAAACAUGACAAUUUAUAUCCUCAAUGAAAACGAAACAGACAUAAUUUUCCGACAGGAUAACGAGAACCACACUCUCACUGAAGAGGGCUACUAUAACGUCACUUCCACCCUCAAAUACUCUAAUCUGACUCAAGAUUUCGUUUAUAUCUGCGAACUCGUUAUCCCGGGAACCCCCUUCAAUGUCACGCAAAAAUUGAUGCACACUGAGGACGGUGAAGCGCAAGUUCAAGAAGAAUUGUACGCUUUUAACACGACCAACUCGACGGAGAGUUCGUUUGAGGGAACGACAGAAACUGAAACUCAAAUUGAAGAAGAAUCUGAUUUUGUCGCAACUACAGCUGAAACCGCAACUAAUUCUGAUGACGUCACUAAAGAAGAGACAAAUGAAUCAGAGGAGAGUGCCUCCUUCAGACUGCUGCCAAGCCUGCUCUCGACACUUCUUCCGCUGGCACUCCUAGUUCCACUGAAUUUAUAAAAUAGAGUUAUUUAUAAAUUGUGAUAACAAACCAAAAUCAAACUAUUGAAUUGUAAAAUAAUGUUGUUAAUUGUAAAUAUCUACACGUUUUUAAGAAGCUUGUAUAUUGUUCACUGAUUUAUUAAU
Molecule: messenger RNA, 1297 nt
Organism: Zophobas morio
Lineage: Eukaryota; Metazoa; Arthropoda; Insecta; Coleoptera; Tenebrionidae
Exons: 7
Coding region: 182-1171 (329 amino acids)
Source: RefSeq, a predicted model, not a curated record